Messenger RNA from Chlamydomonas reinhardtii, 4880 nucleotides. RefSeq lists its product as uncharacterized. Gene Ontology annotation, molecular function: serine-type endopeptidase activity. Lineage: Eukaryota; Viridiplantae; Chlorophyta; Chlorophyceae; Chlamydomonadales; Chlamydomonadaceae. The coding region runs from base 137 to 3886 and encodes 1249 amino acids. The record is from RefSeq and is a predicted model, not a curated record. Gene Ontology annotation, biological process: protein processing. Gene Ontology annotation, cellular component: peroxisome. The transcript has 5 exons.
GACUCCACUUCAGUUACGUAAGGCGGACAUCAGACACGGCUUAUGCGCACGAGGUUAGCCAAGGGCCGGACUCGAGUGCUUGAGCUCAACCAGGCGCGUGUGCAAACGGUGCUAGACAUGUACUAAACGCUUAAAAAUGUCCAGCAGCCUGGAGAGCGUCCUGGUGCUCAUUUCUGGCGAGGAGUCUGCAGACGACCCGUCCCAGGCGCUCUCAUUUGUGACCCGUGCUCAAGACCUGAGCUUUACAUCCUGUUCGGGAAUCCUGCUACCUGAUGGCGGUUCUGGAGGACGCUUGGUGCUAAUUCCAGCAUCGAGCCUUGCGCGCUGGCUCAAGCCUGGUGCAAAAUGGUCGCUGACGUCUAGGAGUACCGCGCCUCCGCCUCUUGCUCCUGGUUGCGCAGUCUGUGCGGCUGGCAGCGUGGCGCUGGGAAGCGGGCGCGCGGCGCUUUUGGUCCCCAUCGCGACCUUCUCGGUUCCGGCCGCGCAGCGAGCCGCGUCCGCCCUCCUGCACGGCUUGAACCGCGACGCCACAUCGGAUGCAGCGCGCUGGAACUUCGCCUGGUCCAUCGCGGCCACCGCCGAGGCGAGCCCAGCCGAGCAGGGCGCGUACGUGCUGUGCCUCGCGCAGCCACUGCCUGAUGCGCCGCGCGCACCCCCCGCGCCUCCCGCGCCCGUCCUCCAUCCCGACCUCCUCGCUUCCGUAGCACCGCUGCUGCGGAGCCUGCGUGCGCUGCUGCUGCCCCCCGGCGGAGCCGCGGCCAGCCCCUGCGCGGCCUGCGGGGCUGCGCAGCGCAGCUGCUGCGGCGCCUGCGCGGCCGCCGCGGCCGGCAUCGCCCCCCCACCGGGUCCUGGGCGGCUGGUCACGGUGGUGGGCAGCCCCUUCGGAUGCCUGGCGCCCUUCCACUUCCUAAACGCACACGUCAACGGAGCCAUCGCCUGCUCCUUCCCGCCACCACACCAACACCAGCACCAGCCUACCGGGGCCAUGUCCGGCGCCGGCACCGCUCCCGCCGCGACGACUGCAGCGCCGCCGGCCCUGGCGUCCCAGCAGCUACAGCCACAGCUGCAGCUACAGCCGGCGCUCUACGCGCUAGAUGCCCACGUGUUCCCGGGUAUGGAGGGCGCCCCCGUGACUCCGCUGCAGCUGCCGCUGGCGUCCCUGACUGGCGGCUUGCCGGCGGCGGCGCCUCCUGGAGCCUCGGCCUCCUCUGCGACGAUUCCGUCCAGCCAGGCACGGUCACAGGGUUGUGGGGGCACAGGCUGCGGCGGCUGCGGCGGCUGCGGCGGCUGCGGCGGCUGCGGCGGCUGCGGCGGCUGCGGCGGCUGCGGUGGAGCGGUCGCGGCUGCGGCGGCGGGCUGGCAGCGGCCGGUGGCGCUUCUGGCGACGCCGCUGUGCCGUCAGGGCGACGGCGUGCAGGUGCCGCUGGCGGUGGCCUGGCCGCACGUGGAGGCGGCGCUGAGGGAGCUGCUGCAGCGGCUGCUGGCGCAGGUGGACGGAGCGGGAGGCGGCGGAGGAGCAGGAGGUGGCGGGCCGGAGGCGCAGCAGCAGCAGCUGCUGCAGCUGCAGCCUGUGUCUGGCAGCCUGGCGAGGGCGCUGGCGGGCGGGGCGUGGGGCAGUGCGGCCGGGGGCGGAGGUGGAGGUGAGCGGCGGCCGUGGUGGGACCUCACGCGCAUGCUGCCGGCGGGCUGGGGCGGCGAGGCGGACGCCUUUGGCGGUGGCGGCGGCCUGGGCGGCGGCGCUGGGACCCUUCAGUGGCGGCGGCACCACCCGCAUACCAGCAUCAUCGGCAGCGGUAGCGGUAACGGCUCAGCAGCAAUGACCCUGGAUCCCUGUGCGGGGCCGCCGGGGGCUGACGCGGCAUUGACUACACGGGCAGGUGGCAGCGCCGUUGCCGCCACCAACGCAGCCGCCGCUGGCAUCAGCUACUCGCCGGCACUGGUGUCGCGGCAAGCGGUCUACGCCGCCGGCGCCUAUCACCACUCCCCGCACACGGCUCAGCUCCAGCAGCACCACCACCAUCACCAGCCCGGCCCGGCGACGAACCCUGCGGCCGGCGCCCCUGGCCCGUUCCCGGCCUGCGCCCCGGCAUGCCACGGCGGCGCAUGUGGGGGCCUGGGCGGCGCCGGCGGCGGCAUCGGGGCCGGUGGCGGCGGUGUGGGUUCGGAGCUGCCGCCGUGGGCCCUGGAUGCGGUGGUCCUGCUGCGCUGCAGCGGCUCGUGGGCCACGGGCGUGCUGGUGGAGAGCAGGUCGGGGCUGUUGGUCACCACCGCGCACCUCUUUCAGCGGCAACACACUUCUGGCGGCAAUGGCGGCGGCGGCGGCCGGAGCAACGGCAGCGGCGAUAGUAGCAACGGCGACGGCAGCGGGCGGGCCGGGGACGGCAGCGACAGCUCUGCAUGGGAACAUGUGGUGUGCUGGGCACGCGUGCGGUGCAUCCGACAGGGCGGGUACGGCGGCUGGUACGGUGGCGGUGGAUCCGCAUCCGGCGCCACGUCGCACCGCUGGAUCCGGGCCAAGGUGGUGUACGUCUGGAACAAUCAUCUGGAUCUAGCCGUACUGCAGCUGCAGUCCACGCAUGGCGGGCGAUGGGGGGUAGCGCCCUCGCCGCUUGAGACGCUGGGCCGAGCGGGCGGCGGCGCGGACGGUGGCGGCGGGCUGGCGGCUGCGGCCAUCACGGCCACCGCACGCGCGCGAGACGAGGAUGCAGAGAGCAGCCGCAGCAGCAGCGGCAGCAGCAGCAACGGCAGUAGCAGCGGUAGCAGCAACGGCAAUGGCAGCAGCAGUGGUGCCAGCGCCAACAGCGGCCGCAACCUCAACGUGGCUGGCCUGUUCGCGUCCGCGGCGGGCGUGGCGGCGGAGCUGAACGCAGAGGUCCCAGCGCAUCCUAACACACAUGCCAUUCAUCACCACCAGCACCACCACCACCUGCAACAACAACAGCGCCAUCAGCAGCCUGCCCCUCCGGCCAUGGCCGCGCUGCCUCUGGGCUCCGCCGGCAGCUACGGCAGCGGCACGCCGGUGUGGGCGGUGGGGCACAGCCUGGUGGGGCCGGGCGCGGAGUGGCCGCCGCUGGUGUCCUUCGGCAACGUGGCGCGGGUGCUUCGUGGCGCGGAUGGUGUACCCACCAUGAUCAUCGCCACCACCACCACACACGCCGGCGGCAGCGGCGGCGCGCUGCUGGACGCGGCGGGGCGGCUGGUGGGGCUGGUCACAAGCAACGCCAGGCACGCGGGCGGAGCAACGCUGCCGAACAUGGCGUUUUGCAUCGCCGCCGAGGAGCUCGAGCCAGUGCUGCGCUGGGCAGCGCAGCGGGCUCGGCUCAUGCAGGAGGGCGGGCAGCAGGAGGACGAGGCCGCAGCAGCGAAGCUGCCGCUGCCGCCGCUGCCGCCCCUGGCUUCGCUGGACGGCGCGCAGCAGCACCAGCACCAGCCGCGGCAGCACCAGCAGGUGUAUGAGGAGCAGCAGGAGGCGCGGGGGCCGCGGGAGCCGCUGCGGCAGCCGGCGGCGGCGCCGUGGAGUCGCGGCGGGCAGCCGCAGUCGGCAGCCGCCGGCUCCGCUGCCGCUGCAGCUGCUGCCCCCUGUCCCUCGACAGCGGCCGCGGCGCCUGCCGCCCGGGCGCUGUCGGCUCUGGAUGUCCGAAAUGAGGACGCGUCACGGAUCUGGCGGCUGCAGAUGCCCUCCUUCGGCCCACUCCACCAGGCCGCGGCCCGCGCAGCCAUGACGGCGGGCGCGGUGGCGGGCGCGGCGGCGGCGGUGGCGCAGUCGGCGCCGGCGCCGGCGGCGCCAGGUGCCCGGCGGGCGCCGGCGGCAGCGGCAGACGACGGCGGCGUGUCGGCGACGCUGCGGGCCAUUGAAGUUGUUCGCAGCUGGCGCAGCCGACUCUGAGGGCAGCGGCUGCGUGCGAGCGGGUUUGUAUGAUAUGGAGGCACCGGUCAAGGAGAAUAAGUGAAAGAGGGAGCCCUAGGUAGGGAGUUCCGCUUGUUCAUGUAGUUGCAGGUGUAGUGUUGUGGCGGGCAUCAGUUUGGUUUGCAUGGUUAUUGAUGAAGCACCGGCAGCAGCAACCAGUUUUGAGGAGAUGACUGUCAUGGCAGCAACCAUAGUGUGCCAGGUGCAAUGUAGCUUAUGUACAGUUUGCUCCGCCUCUGCAUGCUUAGAUGAGCUUUGAAGCCUGGCGUACGCAGACGAAUGUGCAGAGGGGUGCGGGUCAGAAGGUUCCAAAUUUUGAUGUGUCCCUACGGAAACAUUCCGUUUGUUAAGCGUUGCUCAGGGCUGGCAUGUAUGUCUUUGCAAUGAAGCUGGUCCUAGAAUCAUUUGCCAUAGAGUUGGAGACUGGCCGCUUGGAGGUGCGGUAGCGUGAGCUUCAUGUGAAUGUGUACAGGCGGAGCUGCGAGUGCAGGAUGAUUUGCACCCGUGGCUCUGCAUGAGUAGAUCGGGGACACUGUAGUUGGGUGCACAGCAUUUAUAUUCAACAGCUUGUACAGCAUCGAUUGAUGAGCGUGUUACGCAGGUUGCGUGUACGGCAGGCGUUUGAGCGUGCUGUAGCCUGUGGCUGGCUGGCUGCGCAUUACCGUCACCGCAGGCUUGAGAGCGCUUUAGUUUGCAUAAUGAAAUUACACUACGGUACGGCACGGUAAUACCGCUUGACACAAUACCAGCACAGUGCCGUGCGACGCCAAAUGCGCUUCUACCACCGCACAAAGUUGUGCACUGCUGUGGCCUCUGCAAGGCGUCACAGCGUUUGCCUGCCUAACGUCUCGGUCUGCCCGCAUCCUGCUUUGCGCCGAUUGUGCAAGUCCAGCCCAUCCUGCGAUUCAGCCACCCCAUUCUUACUUCACGAGCUACAAGUUAUGACCAGCCGCACACUUCAGUCCUACAGCCC